Molecule: messenger RNA, 5639 nt
Organism: Synchiropus splendidus (mandarinfish)
Lineage: Eukaryota; Metazoa; Chordata; Actinopteri; Syngnathiformes; Callionymidae
Gene: palld
Product: palladin, cytoskeletal associated protein
Exons: 23
Coding region: 17-4378 (1453 amino acids)
Biological process (GO): dendrite self-avoidance; axon guidance; homophilic cell-cell adhesion
Cellular component (GO): plasma membrane; axon
Molecular function (GO): cell-cell adhesion mediator activity
Source: RefSeq, a predicted model, not a curated record
UUGGACCCUGAACCUGAUGCAGGACGGGAGCUGGAAUCAGCAGCUCCCCAUCUCUCUGCUGCAGAAGGACCCAGCAGGAAGUGGUGCCUCUGAGGGGGAUGGAGGUGUGUUUUCCGAGGCAUCCUCGGAUGGUGAACUGUACAUUGAUUCUAGGCCAGAGCUGGAUUCUGGAGAGGGGGACUUUGCAGAUCUUACUGCCUUCUUGAGCGCGGAGGAGAUUCAUCUGAGUCUGGAUCUGGCCCGGGAGGCCUUUGGAGAAACAUGUGAAUUUGAAGAUCCAGGAUCCUUCAGUCUAACUUCCCAGGAGCAGGUCCUCCAACCAUCCCUUCUUCCUUCGCCCAAGCAGACUGAAAACCCCACGUCAAGCCCACCUCAGUCGACCAAAGCCCAGUUGUCUGAAGACAGCACAGCCAAUAAAGUUCCUUCUGUUGUGAAUCCUUCACUCAGCAAACCGGAUGAGAAAGCCAGCAGCCCCAAGCAAAUGCCAGUUUACAAGCAGGACAAACCUCGGCUGCUUCAUGGCGGCCUGGAGCUAAACGAUCGAGCACCAUCAGCCACAGAGUUUUGUAGCCGCGCCGCCACAUUCAUUGAGGAGCUCUCAUCCAUCCUCAAGAGUUCUGCUCGGGUGGAGCAACAGGUGGAGGAGGACUCGUCGUCUCCUGAUAGUGGCUAUCUGUCUCCUAGGAGUCAGCGUCCUGCCCCUCAAGGUUCGGCCGCCGACACCUCGCUGUCCACCAGCCAGAAGGAGCAAACACAGAACAACCAAGCAUACGCUGGAGCCCUGUCUGAUAGUGCAGUCGCAGGUCUUGCUAGGUUCCACCAGUCUGGAGCCGCAACUUCAUCUGGACCCUUGUCACGUCCAUGUUUUCUCCAGAAGCUGAAGAGUCAGGAAGUUGCAGAAGGAUCCCCCAUUCGUCUGGAAUGCAGAGUGAGCGGAAACCCCCAACCCCUCGUCAGGUGGUUCUGUGAGGGCAGAGAACUGCACAACUCUCCUGACAUCCAAAUUUGGAGGGAUGGUGACCUCCACACGCUGGUGAUCGCCGAAGCAUUUGAGGACGACACUGGACGCUACACCUGCGUGGCCUCCAACAGCCUGGGAGCCGACAACACCUCGGCUGAGGUUUAUAUAGAAGGAGCCUCAUCCUCUGACUCUGACGGUGAAGGAGCUGCCUCCAAGACCAGAACAGGAACCAUGCCACAACUUCAAAAGAAGACCACUUCAAUGUCUCUGACAAUUCGUUCGUCGUCCCCCAAAACCCCAGAAUUCCUCCCUCUUCGCACCACACUGGUCCAGUCUCUGUCUCAGCCCCUGCAGCGGAUGCAGAGUCCCGUUGGGUCACUGUACAGUGGAGACGUUUCAGGACCACCAGUGUUCACCAAGAUGCUGCAGGAUGCCCAGGCCUCCGAGGGUCAGGUGGUGGUUCUGGAGUGCAGGGUGCGUGGCAGCCCUCCCCUCCAGGUCCGAUGGUUCCGACAAGGAGAGGAGAUUUUAGACUCCCCGGAUUUUCGCAUUCUCCAAAAAAAGCCUCGAUCUGCCGCCGAAUCAGAGGAGAUCUGUACCCUGGUGAUUGCUGAGGCCUUUCCCGAGGAUGGAGGUCUGUUCUGCUGCACUGCAUCCAACCCUUACGGUUCAGUCAACAGUACCUCUCAACUCACCGUCAGUCCAGGAGCCGAGGACUCAUCCAGUAAUGGCAUGUCUGGCGAUAACUCAGGUUUUGAGGAUGUGGCAGCCUUCCCCCCUCCUCCCCCACCCACAGAGAUCAGCCUCCUGGAGCUGCCACCCAAGAUGUUGCCACAUCCAAGUGCAGAGGCUUUUCAUGUGAAGGAACUGGAGAUCUGGCCUAGUCUGUCUGUUCUGCCGCCGGUACAGAUGGGCUCAGAGGUGACGGACAAGGAGAUGGUUAAAGAUCCCGUCCGAAAUGGUCAACACCCCAAGCCGCCCUCACCUCCACACCCACCUACCAAGACAAUAGCACCGCCCACCCCUCCCCCACUGCCUCCGUCUGACCAGUCAACCAGUGCCCCAGGCAAAGGCCCAUCCCAGGCUGCGGUAGAUCCUUCCCCGCCGCCACCAGGGAAGGUGUCUCCAUCAUCUGGGAAAGAGGGUCCACCUCUACCCACCAAACCCAAGCCAAAGCUAGCUGAGAUUAUAGAGGAGGAGGCAGAAAGUUGCAGGAACGCGGCUCAGCUGAAGCAGCUGCAGGAGCAGAUUCUGUUGGAACAAGAAGCAGCCGUCUGGCAGCAGCAACAGGAGCUGCAGGAAGUUCCACCUCCGCCACAGGAAGAAGCAUCUCCCGCCCCACCCUCUCCACCUCUCCCUCCUCCACCCUCCUUUCAGGAGCUGGAGACCAGCGCCACCAUGCAAGCAAGCACCUUCAACUACGCCCGGCCCAAGCAGUUCAUCGCUGCCCAGAAUCCGGCAUCUGGCAGUUUCGUCACCCAGUCUUCGGGGUCCUCAGGGUCCAGUCUGUCGUCCCCUUUGUCGCCCACCACCUCACACAAACCCUUCAACAGGGUCACGAUGCCACCUACCAGCAAGGCAUCUAGUGUUGAAUCUCCAAGUUCCCCAUCCUUUCCUCCUCCACCACCACCUUUCUUGAGCUCCAGCAACUUGUCCUCACCGUCAGGACCCGCCCAAGACUUCCCCCCACCACCCCCUCCACCGCCUCCGCCUCUCUCCAUGUCACCAGCCAGCUCGGAUGUGUCCUCACCAUUUUCCUCUGUGCCACCUUCUCCGGCCUCCAGCUUUCUGUCCUCAGUGUUGCCCACCACUCCUUCCUCUCCUGCGAGUCCCACAGUCAAUGCUCUUGGUCUGCCUAAAGGAAACGGAACUGUCAAAGCGUUCCCCAGGAAGUCCUCAAUCACCAAGACGCCGCGCAUCGCCUCUGACUCGGACAUCCAGGGUUCGAAAGAUGCAGUCAUCCAGGACUUGGAGCGAAAGCUGCGCUUUAAAGAGGAGCGCAUGAGCAAUGGUCAACAGAGGUUAACCUAUGAGGAGAAGAUGGCGCGCAGACUGCUGGGUGCUGACAACGCCGCCACAGUCUUAAACACACAGGAAACAGAGGAGGAGCCGCUCACGCAGGAAGAGCCCACUUCAGAGUCUCACCCUCAAAAGGAAUACAAGGUGUCCAGCUUCGAGCAGCGUCUCAUCAGUGAGAUCGAGUUCCGUCUGGAGCGCUCUCCGGUCGAAGAGUCUGACGACGAUGUGCAGCACGAUGAAGACUCGGCCGGCCAAGGCGUGGCGCCGUCCUUCAACCAGAAACUCAAACACUACAAGGUCUUCGAGGGCAUGCCUGUCACUUUCUCCUGCAAGGUCAACGGAGACCCCAAACCAAAGGUCUACUGGUUCAAGGAUGGAAAGCAGAUCUCCAAGAGGAGCGAGCACUACCGGAUCAGCCGGGACUCGGACGGAACCUGCUCUCUGCACACGGCUGCAGCCUCGCUGGACGACGACGGCAACUACACCAUCAUGGCAGGCAACCCCGAGGGCAGGGUGAGCUGCACCGGCAGGAUGAUGGUCCAGGCGGUGAACCAGCGCGGCCGCAGCACCAGGUCCGCUCCCGGACACAUGCGCAGGCCCAGGUCCCGAUCCAGAGACAGCGGGGACGAGAACGACAACAUCCAAGAGCGUCACUUCCGUCCCCACUUCCUGCAAGCACCCGGUGACCUCAUAGUCCAGGAGGGUCGACUCUGCAGGAUGGACUGCAAGGUCAGUGGCCUGCCCACCCCUGACCUCAUCUGGCAGCUCAACGGACAAACCAUCCGCCCAGACUCCUCCCACAAGAUGCUGGUGCGGGAAAACGGCGUGCACUCACUGGUGGUCGAGCCGGUGACAAGCCGGGAUGCAGGCAUCUACACCUGUAUCGCCAGCAACCGGGCCGGCCAGAACUCCUUUAACCUGGAGCUGAUAGUCGCAGCUAAGGAAAUGCACAAGGCGCCCUCGUUCGUGGAGAAGCUGCAGAACACCAGCGUGGCUGAAGGUCACCCUGUGAGACUGGAGUGUCGGGUCACCGGGGUCCCGUACCCACAGAUCUUCUGGAAGAGAGAGAACGAGUCUUUCACCCACAACACAGACAGAAUCAGCAUGCACCAGGACAACUGUGGCUACCUGUGCAUGAUCAUCCAGCCAGCCAUGAAAGAGGACGCCGGCUGGUACACAGUGUCGGCCAAGAACGACGCAGGCAUCGUGUCCAGCACGGCUCGCCUGGAUGUCCACACUCAGUGGCAGCAGCCUCACCUGCCCAAGCCCAGGAAGGUGCGUCCUUCCACCAGCCGCUACGCCGCGCUCACAGAGAGAGGGCUGGACGUGAAGGCCGCCUUCUUCCCAGAGUGCAGCCCACUCCCUCCGGGUGGCCUGGUGGAGAGUGACGACCUGUAGAGUCCACCGGGACGUCACCGUGAUGGAGUCAAACGGUCCCCCGUCCUCUCCACCAGCAGCCCUGAGACUGGAGGGGAGCUUCUUUGAGGGAACACUGAGCGACAUCGCCGAGGUUUUCAUAGAAACGUAACACAACCCGAGGUUAAGUCCGCCGGGCGCCAUCGAAUCAACUGGACCUGUUUACCAGACUCUAUCACAAAGUGACCCGAUUCAAGUGCCUCUCAUGAUUGUAAACUGUUUGAAUGUGAUGAAUAACUACACAAGGAGGAAGAGACUGUUUUGGUUUGGAGACGCCGCAGAACUUGAGUUGAAAUCUUAUAAUCAGAAAAGAAAAAGCACGUUUUUUUUGCGACACAAGUGGCAGUGUGGGUGCACGUGUGGGUUGAGAGUUCACAUGAGGUCAUGUUGGAGGAGCUGAAGGUUUGUUCCAAUAACGUCAGCAUGGAAGAUUCCUUCACCCACAAGUCACAGAGUAUCCCAUUUAUUUUUGUAUUCAAGCAGCAAAAACUCUUCUUUUCCCAAAGAUUUUGACGUCAUUUAUGUCAAUGUUUUUGACAGACUUUCACUGAUAAUUCGAUAUAUCUUUCUACAAACAUAUUAACUGCCUUAAAUCACUUCUGGGCUUAACAAACUCACACACUUUCCUUGCAUGUUACUCUUGGCGACAGUGCCAAACCUUUACAUACCAUGUUUUAAUGAAGGAGAAGAAGAGGACGUGGAAUCAAAAAAUAUAUUUAUAGCAACUCUUUCGGUCACCCGAGAAACACUCGCCUGGUUUUGAUCGUCUGCUGACUGUUACUGUGUUUGCACAUUUUUAAUGCCAUUCAAUGCCUGUAUAUGGAUUCUUCUGAUGUUAUUUUAGGAUAUGGACGUUAAUAAAGACAAACCUUUUCUGAAUAGCGUCGAGUCUUAUUAAACGGUUGUUUUCUAAUGACGGUUUGUCACAGUGGAAUCUUCCAUUUUCGCCAUUAUAAAACAUUAAUUUGUGGUUUUUGUAUUCAAAACAACAAAAGUGAUAGCAAUACUGACAGACAAGGCAGGCGUGAGCCACAAAGAUCUGUGAGCCAAAACGCUUGGAUGUGAAUAGUACUGUAUAAUGAUGGAGAAAAAAACAUGUUGUUGUGUUGUGCGGCUAGUAUGACAGGAAGUGAAACAAGUUUCUAUGGAAUCAAAGAUCAAAGUGGCAUGAAAAAUCCUCAACGUAAUGUAAAAAAAUGUAUCAACCUCAUUCUGACGGAUGGUGACAACACAAAUCUGUAAU